CCCAGCCCAGCGGCCCUGGGGUCUCUGACUGCGGCCGCGUGAGCUCGGAGCCGCCGCGAUGCCGAAAGCCAAAGGGAAAAACCGGCGCCAAAAGUUCGGCUACAGCGUCAACCGCAAGCGGCUGAACCGGCAGAGCCGCAAGCGGGCGGCGCCCCGUAUCGAAUGCUCCCACAUCAGACAUGCGUGGGACAGAACCAAAUCCGUGUCUCAGAACCUGGCUGAAAUGGGGCUGGCUGCAGACCCCAACAAGGCGAUUCCCAUCCAGAAAAGGCAGCUACCGGUGAUGGACAUGGAGGUUGAUGGCCAAGACAAAGGGAAGAGAGUCGUGCAGAAGCCUUACGUCCUGGACGAGCUGGAGUAUGAGGCCAGCCUCCCGGAGAAGAAGUCGGAGACGCUCUCCAGAGACCUUAUCGAUUAUGUGCAGUACAUGGUACGGAACCAUGGCGAGAACUACAAGGACAUGGCUCGCGAUGAGAAGAACUACUACCAGGACACGCCCAAGCAGAUCAAGAGGAAGAUCAGUGUGUAUAAGCGCUUCUACCCGGAGGAGUUCCAGGCUUUCACUGCAUCCCUGCAGCAGGUCAAGAUGGACCAGCAGUGACUGCUCCCACCCUGCCCUGUUGUACCCACCCGCAGCUGCAGGUCCUGUGCUGCCACUCCCCAGGCAACCAAGGGAAGAUUGCCUCUGCCUGCUGGUGCCAUUUCACCCUUCGCAGGCUGGGGCUCGCUGAACUAGAAGGUGGGAACGAGCGUGCGCUAGAACGGGCUCCUCCGUACGGCUGCUGGGGAGUCAGCUGCUGCCUCACCCUAGUGGGGGCGAAGGGAAGAGACCGUCUCUUGUGUCCUGCAGCUCCGAGUUACAAUAAACCAGCGUGAAUACACCCGA
Malaclemys terrapin pileata is the source of this 886-nucleotide messenger RNA. RefSeq names its product NOP16 nucleolar protein (gene NOP16). Lineage: Eukaryota; Metazoa; Chordata; Testudines; Emydidae. Gene Ontology annotation, cellular component: nucleolus. The transcript has 5 exons. The record is from RefSeq and is a predicted model, not a curated record. Bases 59 to 601 code for a protein of 180 amino acids. Gene Ontology annotation, biological process: ribosomal large subunit biogenesis.